GCAAUUUUUAGAUGAAUUAUUAUGUAAAGAAUAAAAUGAUAUCCGGAUGUGAAGAAACCAAGAGUUUAAUGCCAGCCGAAAGCAUGGAAAUAAUACGAAAACACACUUUUUCUUGUCCAAAAGAAUAUUCCAGUUUAUUAGACUGGAGUAAUGAAUCAUUCUGGAAAGAUUUACCGAAUCCAAAGCACAAUUCAUCAACGAAUAAACCAACUAAACCGAUUAAUAAUAAACCUUCAAACAAAAUUAGCAUUGAAACAGUAUUUGGGGACUUAUUAAAAACGAAUCCAAGUCAGAAUAACCAGAAAAUUAUUGAGCAAGAACGUUUUUUUAUCAAAAAAACUCAAUUUUUAUCCGAGAAAUAUUUUAACAUAUGGAAAACUGCAGUGGAACUAAAAAAGGAACAAAAAAGGCAAGAAGAAGCUAAGUUAAAACAAACUACAAAGCUUGAUACCUUUAUGAAGCAACUAAAAAAACGAAAGAAAAGUGAGAAAAGAGAAGUAAAUAUCCAGGAAGAAAAGGUAAAGAUACGUGUUGUUAAAGACGUAUCUAAUAGUAUUGUUAAACCGUGUUCGAGUUUUAAAAAUAGGUUUGAUGCACAAAAAUCGAUCAUAGAGAUACAAAAAUCGAAACUGGAGGAACAAAGUAGGAUAAUCCAGGAGUUAAAACUGGGAAUAAUCAACGAUGAUCUUUUGAAAUCGAUAGAAAACACAAAAACCAAUAUUAGGGAAAUAUUUGGAAGUUGUUCCGGAAAAAUCAAAUACAAAAUUCCUCUAAUUUUAGGCGAAGAGCCUAAAUUUUCCAUUACUUCACACGAAGCGCCAAAAAUAGUGCAAAAAAUGGAGCAGAGAGCUCUAGAAAGGGCGCAAAAUAGAGAAAUAAUUUUAGAACGGAAAAGACUGAUCGAAGAGAAACGCCAGAGAAUGCUGCAAGAAGCAAUUGAAAGAAAGCGCGUCCUGGAAGAGGAGGAGAAGAAACGGAGUUUGGAACUCAUUAAAGAAAGAAGACGAAAAGAAAUGGAGAUGGAAAGGAUCCGAUACAUAAAUAAACAGAAAUAUAUGGAGAAGUUAAAUACGGCCGUUGAAUUUUAUAACAGAUUAUUGUUAAAGAAGAGCUUAGUUCAGUUGUAUAGUUACAUGAAAGAUGGACGUGAUAAAUAUUUUCUGGCUGCGGACUAUUAUGAAAAGAAAAUUUUGAAAGAAUCUAUGGUAUCCUGGCAACAAGUUGUGGAAAGUGCUUACAAAGUUAAAUACGAAAUUGCAGAUGCUCAUUUUGAAUACAAGUUAUUAAAGAAAAGCAUACGAUGUUGGCAAGAGAUUCAUAUAGAAAGCAUUAGAAAUAUGCAAGUAGCAGAAGAUUUGUACGAUUUUAGACUAACAAGUAAUGUUUUCAUUCAUUGGAAUCGAUACGUUUGCAUAGAAUUUAUGAAACAACACAAAAUGAUGAAGAAAGCCGAAAGCCACUAUAAGAGGUGGCUCCUCUUCCAUUAUUUUCAUCUCUGGAGAUCACUCAAAGCUGUCAACGAAUUGUUAAAGGCGAAAGAACUGAAAAAGGCUAAGUGGCGGCAAAAAGUUUGGGAAAUUUUACCUGACUACAAACCUCUUAUUGACAUUUAGCUCCAGAUGGAUAUUUCCGUUUAUUAGUAACUAAUAAUCAGACUAAUUAGUUAACUGUUAAGACAUCCAUUUAUUUAGUUUUUAUUAUAUACAGUUUUUUACAUUUAUACUGUACUUUUACAAGAUUAA
Molecule: messenger RNA, 1742 nt
Organism: Diabrotica balteata
Lineage: Eukaryota; Metazoa; Arthropoda; Insecta; Coleoptera; Chrysomelidae
Source: the annotation of a GenBank genome assembly